Peromyscus leucopus (white-footed mouse) is the source of this 2816-nucleotide messenger RNA. It is a transcript of the gene Dcph1, whose product is annotated as acidic residue methyltransferase 1. The transcript is spliced from 5 exons. The coding region runs from base 586 to 1896 and encodes 436 amino acids. NCBI's taxonomy places the organism in Eukaryota, Metazoa, Chordata, Mammalia, Rodentia, Cricetidae. Gene Ontology annotation, molecular function: phosphatase activity. The record is from RefSeq and is a predicted model, not a curated record. Gene Ontology annotation, cellular component: cytoplasm; nucleus. Gene Ontology annotation, biological process: DNA damage response.
GUGCCAAAGAUACAAGCAUCGAUGUCAUCGAGACUUUAUAACUCACAGUCCAGCCAAGGUGAUAAACUAUGACAGACCACAGAAUGCUAUGUGGUCUCGACAAGGGAGGCCCUGGAGUGAGGAGGGUGCCAGACUCAGGGGUGAUAUUUGCAAUGGUUCACGAAAAGGGAGAGAGAUCAGCAAGGCAAACAGGCCAGGUACACAGUAUUAUUUAUCUGACAAACAGGCUAUGACUUCAGCUGAGGGAGAAGUGGGCUGAGGUAAGGAUGAAAAAGUGGCCAGAUACGAAAUGUCACAUUAAAUGGUCCUACAGGUUCCACAGGUGGGGGAGCCCGGGCUUUGAAAUAAGAGAAUCAUGUGAUCAGGUAUGUGAUUCAGAAACAUGUCUGCUAAUGGGUGAAGGAAGAAUAGUGAAAAACUCAGACAGGAUGUUCCAGUGCCCUCUCCAUCCUAAAUGCUCUGUUUUUCCUCACAGUAGCCCAGGAGGACAUUUCCCACACGGGGACACUGAAGUCUAGAGGCUAAAGGACAUGCCAGGGCAAACUUCAGUGGUUCAGUGGGUAGACAUGCCUGCUGUUAAGCCUGAUGGCCCAAGUUCAAUCCCCAAAACCCACAGGGUCAUUUGCAUAUCUUACAAUUAAGGACAGAACACCUCAGAUCUUAACCAAGGCUAUUGAUACAUUGCAUCGACAUAAAAGUGAAUUUUUUGAAAAACAUGGAGAGGAAGGAGUGGAAGCUGAAAAGAAAGCCAUCUCUCUUCUCUCCAAGUUACGGAAUGAAUUACAGACAGAUAAACCAAUUAUCCCCUUGGUUGAUAAACACAUCGAUACUGACAUAUGGAACCAGUACCUGGAAUAUCAGCGGAGUCUUUUAAAUGAAGGCGAUGGGGAGCCACGCUGGUUCUUCUCGCCCUGGUUGUUUGUAGAGUGCUACAUGUAUCGGAGGAUUCAUGAAGCCGUCAUCCAGAGUCCACCAAUCCAUGACUUCGAUGUAUUUAAAGAAAGCAAAGAUAAGAACUUCUUUGAGUCCCAGGAGUCCAUCAAUGCUCUGUGUACGCACUUGCAGCAGUUGAAACCAGCCAAAGACCUCAGUGAGAGCCAGCUGAAGGAUGAGUUUUUUAAACUUCUGCAGAUCUCUCUCUGGGGGAAUAAGUGUGACUUGUCUCUGUCAGGUGGAGAAAGCAGUUCCCAGAAGACCAGUGUAAUCGACUCUUUGGAAGGCCUAAAACCAUUCAUUCUGAUAAAUGAUACAGAAUCUCUUUGGACAUUGCUCAGUAAAUGCAAGAAAACAGCAAAACCACCUGUAGUUAGAGUAGAUAUUGUUCUGGAUAACUCUGGGUUUGAACUUGUUACAGAUCUAGUCUUCGCUGACUUCUUGUUAUCCUCUGAAUUAGCUACUGAGAUUCAUUUUCACGGAAAAACUAUUCCGUGGUUUGUGUCUGACGUUACAGUGCGUGACUUUAAUUGGACAGUUGAACAUGUGAAGAGUAGUGAUCAGGAGUCUACAUCCACCUGUGGUGCUGCCUGGGAAAACUAUGUUAAGAUGGGUAGAUGGAUUUACCACGAUCAUAUAUUUUGGACUCUGCCUCAUCCAUAUUGUGCGAUGGCCCAGGUUGCCCCUGACUUGUAUGCAGAACUACAAAAGGCAUGCCUUGUUUUGUUCAAGGGGGAUUUGAAUUAUAGGAAGUUGACGAGUGACAGAAAGUGGGAGUUUACUGUUCCAUUCCAUCAGGCCCUGAGUGGCUUCCACCCUGCGCCUCUGUGUAGCAUAAGAACAUUAAAGGCUGAGCUUCAGGUUGGUCUACAGCCCGGGCAAGCUGAGCAGCUCUCGGCUUCUGAUCCCCACUGGCUGACCACUGGCAAGUAUGGAGUAUUUCAGUUUGAUGGUCCACUUUGACUCUGCUCAGGAGUUCCCAGUUAAUCUCCUUUCAGCUCCAGAAAAACAGUGCGUGGAUCUAGUCCUGCUCCUUAACAGCCGUGGGAACCCCAUUUCUCAGCUCCUAUUGCUCCCUUACACUGUAGAUGACGCUUCCUUGGAACAGUUCCCCAUUGCCAUGUUUGGGAAGAUGGGGUUUUAAGCUAGUUACACUCUGCUGGAAUUUUCACCACUAUUUCAAGUUAAAUGCAUACUUGUAAGUGGUUUUAAUGAACUCAUUCUUAAUUGCAAAGAAUGAGAAAUGAAAGUGAAAUCUGCUUUUUAAGUUAGUUAAUCCUGCUUUUUUCUUCCUUAAACAGAAUGAUUAUUGAAUAUCCUAAGAAUCCUGCAUAUUAUUUAACUUAGUUUUGGCUCUUGAACUAAUGGCCUACUGAGCACAUGCCUUGUAACAGCUCUGUAGGGAGGCAUGUCCAUGAUGCUUGAACACACAGAGACAGAAUUACCUCAGACCUGAACUACAGCCUGCUCUCUUGCAUGCAUCUUAAGUUUUAAAAGCCUGUUUUCUUGCCUGACUUUGUAUUUGAUUGACCUGUGAUAUGGGUCAAAGCACAAACUGAACAUUGUGAAACAAGCUGUGUUUGACAGAGUGCAGAUGCGGAGCUUUUCCAUUCUCCUUCGAUGUCCACGUUGACGUCACCACCACACAGGUGUCCAGACGAACAGCUUCCGUUUGCAGUUCUAGAAGAGUGUCAGAUGGAAAAGCUUGUUUUGCGUUGUGUUCGAUACUGCCAAUCCGAGCUCAUUCUUUAUAUUACACAUUGUAUUCCUCACCUCAGACAUCAAGAGUCUGCAAAUCCAUGCUACUUUGUUUGGAAGCAAAUUGGAAACAAACCUGGAAAUGUUUUCUUGUACUGGAAUAAUAAAUGAAUUUUACUGAGAAA